Trypanosoma cruzi is the source of this 2289-nucleotide messenger RNA. RefSeq lists its product as uncharacterized. The transcript has a single exon. The record is from RefSeq and is a predicted model, not a curated record. Gene Ontology annotation, molecular function: translation initiation factor activity; mRNA binding. Bases 1 to 2289 code for a protein of 762 amino acids. Gene Ontology annotation, cellular component: multi-eIF complex; eukaryotic translation initiation factor 3 complex, eIF3e; eukaryotic translation initiation factor 3 complex, eIF3m. Gene Ontology annotation, biological process: translation reinitiation; formation of cytoplasmic translation initiation complex. NCBI's taxonomy places the organism in Eukaryota, Euglenozoa, Kinetoplastea, Trypanosomatida, Trypanosomatidae.
AUGAGCACGGAGGAUAAAACGCGCGGUUGCUUGACGAAGGCCCAGACUUUAAGGGCCAGCGGCAACUACAAGGAGGCAGUGGCAGCUCUUCAGUCCUUAUCGGAGCAUGGGGUCCAGUGGGGGCCAAUGUACAUUGCUGCCCUUGACUUACUUGCGGAGCUCUGCUUCAGUCAGGAACAGGGCAUUACGGUGGACCGUUUCUUUCCUGCGUUCAAAUGGAACCGCAACAAACUGCGUGGCUCGCAGCACCUGGAGGAGGGGACCAAACGGAUUGUUGAAAUUGCGAUGAAACACCUCCGAGCGUUGGGUGAGAGAGCGCACACCAACGCCAAGGCAACAGGAGAAACCCCCUCGGAAGAGGAGCUCAUCCUUGCUGCCCUCUCAGGGGUGUCGCCUGCACAACGGGCGAAGGAGCGCUACCUUGUCCCUGCGGAGACCGUCGCACAAUUUCUGGGCAGCGAGCUUUUAAGCUUUAACGCCAUUGGUCAUUCGAGGAAGCUUCUUCCAAUCUACCUUGACACCGCCACGGAGUUGAUUAAAUACUGCCAACAACACAACUUGAAGCGGGCUAUUGGGCGUAUCGCCGACGCAUAUGUGCGAUUUUUUAGGAGGUUUCUCCUUAGCCCCAUCCCGUCGAUCGUGGAGACCGAUAAUCCACACUUGAUCACAAUGCAUAAGGAAUUGGAAGCGGACAGGGAAGAUUUUUAUAAGGAAAAGCCAAAUACGGACCGUGCGGUGAGGGUCUUUUGUCAUCUCCUGCAAACUUUGACUGAGAUGAAUAGUUGGCACGCCGCAUGGUCAACGCUGCAGUGCUUUACGAGGGUAAUGCAGGAGAUCACACAACACCCCGAUCCCUCCAGGGAGUGCCAGAUUAUUGCCAAUUCGGCAAUGGCUGCUGUUUUUUGGAAGUGCUCGCAUUACGCGUUUCAUGCCCAUUGUUUGGGUGUUGCCGCCUUUUUGACCGGUAACGGGGGUGAAGCGGCAGCGGCGGCUUCCAGGGCGGUUUUGGCAACUCUCUGUGUGCCUAAUACUAACAAGGAACGAAGGAAUUUUGAGCGAGGGUCUGACUCUGUGUUUGAGAAGAAUGCUCGGAUUGCCCAGCUUUUUGGUCUUCAAUCAGCUCCAGCGGGGCUGGCGCUUUGGCAACGGCUUCAACGGAUGCAGGUUUUUCAGAAAGCCUUCCCCGAGGUACAAGCACUGGACGGAUUAUUACGGAACGAGAUGUCCGAUGAAAAUAUUGCACGACAGGCCAUUAAACAGCUCUCCAUUAUUGUUCAGAAGGACCCUAGCCUGGAGAUGUACGAAAAACCCCUGCGUAAAGUGGUCAUUCAGAGGUACCUGGAGUGCAUGGCGGUUCGAACAACCCGUGUAGAGGCAUCAUCGCUCCAAAUAGGGGAGAAUGAGGCAUCGGAAGAAGUUUACAUCCAUGAGAUUGAGCCGUAUAUUCUGAACGAAUCCGGGAUUGCGGUGGAGAUUGAUCACAAAACGGGGUUCAUAUCGUUCAGCAACACGACGAAGAUGAGGGUGCUGGAGGCAUUCGAUGCAUUGGCGGAGCGGGUGGACUUUCAUCCACCUGCGCUCCGAAGGAAACUUGAUAUCAGGCCUGAGCAUCUCCUGCGUGCCCAUGAUCGAAGCAGCAUUAUUCACCGCUUGCAGCACACCUGCGAGGAGACUGCGGAGGCCCGACGACAGAGUGCCAAAGAGAGGGAGGAGGCAGAGCGCGAGAAUGCCAGACUGGAACGUAUUCAGAACGAAGAAAAAAAGAAGGAGGCGGUCCGCCUGGCGCAGGAGGCUCGGGGCCUCGCAGAGUACCAGGAGCACAUCAAUCAAAACAGACGAAAGGUUGUACUGCGCCGUCUGAAGGAAAAGUACAAGGGGUUUGAUGCUCCUCCGGCGUUGACGCUGCGAGCUUCCACGGACUUUGUUCAGGAGUUAACGACGCUGUUGACGGCGCAUCUCAAAAAGACGACGCAGCAGAAAACGGCAGAUGUAACGAAGAUGAACCACUUUGAACGGGCAUGCAGAGAACUUGAAAUUCCAAAGCGAAAAGCCAUUGAGCUCGAGGAAUUAGAGCAACACAAAGCGGAGCGGGCGGCGGCGCGGGAGAACUUUUUAAUCCAGCACCGAAAAGAGUUUGAGAAGCGGCAACUGGACAAUCAAAUACUAAAGAAAUUCAUUAAGGAAGCCGCUGCCUUUGCAGAACAAACACAAAUGAAAGGAAAGACUUCUAAACGUGACGAACAACAGAUGCUUCUUCAGCAAGAGAGGGAACGUCUGCAGGGGCUGUAG